Molecule: messenger RNA, 2931 nt
Organism: Symbiodinium natans
Lineage: Eukaryota; Dinophyceae; Suessiales; Symbiodiniaceae
Source: the annotation of a GenBank genome assembly
AUGUAUUGGACCGAGGGUGGCACGCAGAAGCUGCGGAGCGCCACGCUUGAUGGACAGGACAUUCGAGACGUAGUGGUGAAGAGUGAAGUGCAGGAAGCUCCACGCGAUGUUGCUGUGGAUUCUGCGCAGGGGAAGGUGUACUGGACAGCCUUAUGCUGCGGGCUGCGCCGUGCCGACCUGAACGGCGAGAAUGAAGAGGUGGUGGCAAACGCGGAGUUUGCCAGUGGUGUUCUUGUGGAUGGAGAUGCCUUGUACUGGGCUGACUGGAUGAAUGGGCAGAUCCUGCGACGUGGUCCCUCUGGAGAGGAGGAGCCCAUUGUGACAGGGUUGGCCUCGCCCGUCGAUGUGGCCCUGGAUGCGGGCAGCCGCAUGAUCUAUUGGUCGGACGUGGGCAACGCCCGGACGCAGAGGGCGCAACUGGACGGCAGCGGCGUCCAGGCGCUGAACAUGAGCUGGGCCAUCAUGAACACCUACGGAAUGGCCAUUGACACCUCAGACAGGAAGCUUUACAUGACAGACUUCCAGAAGACUGGCGACUUCACGGGGAGCUCAUCCGACUAUGCAGGCCGCAUCAUCCGCACCAACUUGGACGGGAGUGACGCCGAGGUGCUUGUCAGCGAGCCUGGGAUGAGCAUGCCUUAUGGUGUGGCUGUGGAUCCAGAAUCGGCCCAGGUCUACUGGACCGAUCGCAAGGCUGGCCGUAUCCAGCGGCUGACGCUAAAGUGCCCCGCGGGGACGCUGGAGGUGGCAAGCCGAAUGAACACAAGCAGCAUCAAGGUGGUGCAUGGAGCGGCGGACCACGGCAGUUCCAUCCAGGUUCCGUGUCCAGAAGGCUACAACGGCACUAUGAAGCUAGCCUGCAACAACAACAAGUUCUCCGUGAAUGCCGGGAAAUGUGGCAAACGCUGUGCUGCAGGCUCGGUGCCGCUAGAGAUGGAAGACAGCACCUUUGCCUUGGAGCACCCCAGUCUGGAUGACCGCGAGGUUCUGGUGAGCGAUUGCCCGGGGCACCUCGUGGGUUCAGCCGAGUUCCUUUGCCAGGACGGCAAAACACUGCUGAGCAACGCCGGCUGCCGCCGGGCACGGUCCUGCCCUGCCGGGCAGUUUCUUCUGGGCCAUGCCUUGGUGGAGCACUCUGCCAUGGACCACGGAAUCAUGGAGCCCAGCUCUUGCCCCGAGGGCUUCGAGGGGCAGUACUUCCUGCAAUGCCAAGACGGCAGCGUUGUGCAGAAGCACGGAGAGUUUUCCUGCCGAGCCACUUGCGACACCACGGGUAGCCUUUGGGUUGAUGAUGGUGCUGUGGAGGUGUCCCACGGCAAGAUGAUCGAGGGCGGCACUGUGAAGGUCGUAUGUCCGAAGGGCUCCGCAGGCCAAGGAGUCUACCUCUCCUGUGAUGGUGGCUACAUCAACGUCACAGAGAGCACCUGCCAGCGCUCCUCCUUCUGUCCAGCGGGCGUGGUAACUUCAGGCAGUGCGGAGGUUUCCCACGACAACUUGGACGAUAAGGAACUCCUCAUUCUCGCCUGCCCAGAUGGCUUCUCCGGGUCUCUGAACAUCGUGUGCCGGAAAGGUGAGGUGGAAGUAGACCGAGGAAGCUGCAGAAGAGGAUGCGCCGCUGGCCUGGUCGCCCAGGAAUCGUCUGAGGGCGGAGAGCCCCUCAACCUGGCGCACGGCAUGUUAGCAGACGGUGAGCUGGUCCACUUAGAUUGUCCCGACGGCUACGCUGGUCGUCCGGCUUACCGAUGCCAGGAUGGCAACGUCAGCCGGGCCUGCGGAGACAGCGAUGCAGAAAACGCAGAGGGCACCGAGAACGAGCACGAGGCCAAAGAAGAAGGCGAGUGCGCUUGCCGCUUGGUCUCGCCUACAGCCGGCACCGGCGACAUGGCCACUACCGAGGGUCUGCGCUCGGAGCUGCCAGUGGCGGCCAUGGCCGCAGCCGUCACGGCUGCUGUGCUGCUACUGGUUUUUACCACGGGCCUAUUGCGACACCGCUUCCUGAAGCGAAGGGCCAUGGCUGCGGCGGUGGCCGCAGCCGUGGGGGACAUGCGGGACAUGCCCGCGCUGACCCCCGUGGCCCCUCCUGCGCCUUCCUGCGCCUUGGGCCUUCCGAAGGUAGGCUCCUUCUCUGGCCGCUCUGCUCGGUCCACGGCCUCGGCACCAACGGCAGCCUCCAGCCAUACCCGUGCCAGGACGGACGAGUGCAUCGACGUAGUCAUCGACCAGCUGACAUUGCCCCCUUACUGGGCAACCAGGGAUGGUAUUCACAUCUUCCCGGACCCGAACCGAAUCGCCGAGGUGCAACAGCUCAUGAACGACACCUGGCGCAGCCGCUACACGCGGGACCGCUGGUUGGUGGCGGGUGCUGAGCGCGUGCCGCUGGGCUGCCGUGUGGCGAAUGUGCUGCGCGUGGAGAAUCACCGUGCCUUCACGCGCUAUGCGAAUUACAAGGAUGGCCUCCGAAUGAAGCGGCCGGGACCGUGCGCGCUCUUCCGCUCUCAAACCAGCGACAGGAUCAACCUGCUGGAUGAUGACGUUAACGAGCGCUACCUCUUCCACGGCACCAAUCCAGAGUCGGCCCAGUCCAUCGCCAGGGAUUUGUUCAAGAUGGACCGUGCGGGCAGCUGUGCCGGGAGCAUGUUUGGACGAGGCAUCUACUUGGCGGAGAACGCCAGCAAGAGUGACGAGUACGCGAAGGAAGGUGCCGGGGUGUACCUCGGCCUUUGUGCCAUGCUUCUCUGCCGCUGUGCUAUGGGUGAAGUUCUCACGGUGUCAGAAGCGGGCGACACGCAGGAGACAGUGCGUGCCGGGGGCUACGAUUCUGUGUGCGGGGAUAGGCUCGCUGCGGCCGGCACAUUCCGGGAGAUGGUUUUUUUCAAUGAGGAGGCGGUCUAUGCGGAGUUCAUCGUGAUCUACACGCGCGUCUUUGAGUGA